AUGCGCGAGUGGCCAGGCUUCUGGACCCAUCUCCCGAUGACAGUCCUUGACUGGGUCAACUUUGUGCAUUUGACGGGUGUCUGGGCACUAUUCAAUGUCUUAUUCUUUCUAUGUCUCUAUUUCAAAUCCAUCAGCCGCCUCCGAAAGGCCCUGGUCAUAGCUAUCUACGUCUUCUUCCUCAUCAUCUCUCUCAUGCCGCUGAUCAUUGACGCCACAACGGAUGUCUUCUGUCCUCCCGACAAGCCAAACUGUCCCGAAUACGAUCGUGACCCCAUUGUGUUAUUCGAGGGCUACCAUGUCUUCGCCCUGGUCCCAGUUAUCGUCACGCUCUUGAUUCUCGGCUUGUACAAACAAGCGCGAGCGUCCCCGCUUAAACUCAGUCUACCCUGGCUCAAACUUCAAGCAGUAAUCUUCAUGCUCUUGGCUGCGUCCUGGUCCUGA
Messenger RNA from Aspergillus lentulus, 441 nucleotides. NCBI's taxonomy places the organism in Eukaryota, Fungi, Ascomycota, Eurotiomycetes, Eurotiales, Aspergillaceae. The record is from RefSeq and is a predicted model, not a curated record.